CACACUUUUCUAAUUUGUUCCCUAUUCUUUAACACAACUUGGCAUAGUAUUACAUUUGAUGUGAAAUGAUCCACAUGGAAUACUGAUAUUGGCAGGUAACAUAACAGUUGCCUAAUUUGGAGGACUUUUUACUUUCUCCCAAUCUCAAACUGAUAUAAAAGCAAGCUGCAGCUGGUUCUCAGUGCUCCAACAUGAUUUGGCUUGUGGUUCUUCUGUCCUGUGUCGGGCUGAUUUGUGCCAAAGAACCUCUCAACUACAAAGUUCACAAUGAGAGGGUCAUAGGGGGCAGUGAUGCUAAACCCAACACCUGGAAGUGGCAGGUUUCUCUGCAGUAUGAUUCGUACAAUGAUGGUUCAUUCUACCACAUCUGUGGAGGCUCUGUUGUUCAUAGUUCCUACAUCAUGACUGCAGCUCACUGCAUCCUCAGCAUGGUUGCUCGUCAGUACCGUGUGGUGGUGGGUGAGUAUAACCUGGAUAAGUACGAGGGCAGUGAGCAGUUGAUCCGUGUGGAUAACAUUGUAGUCCAUCCCAACUGGAAUGGUGAUCUUGCCCACGGAAAUGAUAUUGCUCUCUUGAAACUGGCUGAUCCCAUCUAUAACAAUGGUUACGUGGCUAUAGCUGACCUCCCCUACCCUGACCAGACGCUGGCUAAUGGCUUCACCUGUUAUAUCACCGGCUGGGGAUUAAUGGACUAUGGAGGUAGCAUCCCUUCCAUCCUACAGGUGGCUGCCAUUAAUGUGGUAGCGCAUUCAGUCUGCUCCCAGCCUGAGUGGUGGGGCAGCAUUGCUCUGGAAACCAUGGUGUGUGCUGGAGGGGAUGGAAUCGUAUCAGGCUGCCAGGGUGACUCUGGAGGUCCUCUGAACUGCUAUACUGAUGGAGCCUGGAGAGUUCACGGUGUUGUCAGUUACGGCCCAGCUGGUAUGUGCAACCAGCUGUAUAAGCCCACUGUCUUCACCAGAGUCUCUGCCUUUGAAGACUGGAUGUUUUCAGUAAUGGGUCUUGUUUAAGUGGCACCGUGGUACUUCAAAUUCUCAAAUGAAACCUGCAAAAUAAAAUUUACAUGCAUCUCAUUCA
Archocentrus centrarchus (flier cichlid) is the source of this 1074-nucleotide messenger RNA. RefSeq names its product elastase-1-like. The transcript is spliced from 8 exons. NCBI's taxonomy places the organism in Eukaryota, Metazoa, Chordata, Actinopteri, Cichliformes, Cichlidae. Gene Ontology annotation, biological process: proteolysis. Bases 192 to 1007 code for a protein of 271 amino acids. The record is from RefSeq and is a predicted model, not a curated record. Gene Ontology annotation, molecular function: serine-type endopeptidase activity.